GCUCAGACGCUUGAGUAGGAGGCUCUGGUAUGAGUGUCAACUGAGAACUGUUGCAGUUAACCUUCACAGACAGCAGCACAUUGACGCUGGGGUUGGUGGGAUCUGGGAAGACGUUACCCCGAUAAUCAACAUCCUUCAGGGCCCAACAUCUAAAAUCAGAAUGGAAGCUCGAGGUGAGAAACCGCUCAGCUGUGGGACAGUUUGUCUGAAAUAUCUUCUGUUUCUCUUCAACAUUCUGUUUUGGCUGGCAGGAGGCGUUGUGUUGGCGGUGGGAGUGUGGACUCUGGUGGAAAAGAGCGACUACAUCAGUUUACUGAACUCCAGCUUCUACUCAGCCUCGGCUUACAUCUUGAUAGCUGCCGGGGUCAUCGUGAUAGUGACCGGCAUCAUCGGAUGCUGCGCCACUCUGAAGGAGAUGAAGUGUCUUUUGACUGUGUAUUUGGUCUUGUUGCUCUGUAUUUUCCUGCUGGAAAUCAUUGCUGGGGUGCUGGCUUUCAUUACCUACCAAGAGUGUUUCCCUUUCUGCUACCAGCUGGACGAGGAGCUCAGACAGAAUCUGAAGGUGACCAUGCAGCAGAAAUACCAGCAGCCGGGGGAGGAGAGCGUCACGCAGGCCGUGGAUAAACUUCAGCAGGAGUUUAAGUGUUGUGGCAGUCAUAACUCCUCAGACUGGAGUGACUGUGUGUGGAUCCAGGCAGCAGAGAACGAGCGUCUCGUUCCUGAUAGCUGCUGUAAAAGUCCCGGUGACCUCUGCGGCCGCAGGGACCAUCCCUCCAACAUCUACAAGGUGGAGGGAGGCUGCAUUAUGAAAUUAGAGGAGUUCAUCCUGAGUCAGUUGUAUAUUCUCGGUGCAGUGGGCAUAGGGAUUGCAUUUCUACAGCUUGUGGGGAUGAUGUUUACGUGCUGCCUUUAUCAAAAUUUGAAAGAAGAUCCGUCCUGAUUUUUUAAAACUUUUUUGAUAUCGUAAAAUGUGUCAUAUCAUGAAUUGUAAAAUGUUUGGUUAGGUAUAUUAAUGCCCCAAUUAUUCACACAGUUUUGGAUGCUGUGAAGCGGCCAACUCAAAUUAUGACAUGAUGAUUUACACAUCGUUCUUUUUCUGCAAAAUGCCAUUACAUACUUUAAAGUGGCAGUAGACAGAAUAUUUUUGGCAUCAUUGGGCAAAAAUCCCAUAAUAACCUUUCAGCAUAUUGUAAUUCAAGUGACUUCUGAACCUUCUGUACCCCCUCAUGGCUCUGUUUUCAGGCUUUAAAAAAUGAAGACUUUGGCCAAUCACAGGUCAUUUCAGAGAAAGAGCGUUCCUAUUGGCUGAGCUCCAGCUGGUGGGCGGUGCUUGGUAUUUCCUCAACAGA
Messenger RNA from Sebastes umbrosus (honeycomb rockfish), 1349 nucleotides. It is a transcript of the gene cd151, whose product is annotated as CD151 molecule. Gene Ontology annotation, cellular component: membrane. Lineage: Eukaryota; Metazoa; Chordata; Actinopteri; Perciformes; Sebastidae. Bases 161 to 940 code for a protein of 259 amino acids. The transcript is spliced from 9 exons. The record is from RefSeq and is a predicted model, not a curated record.